Polyodon spathula (Mississippi paddlefish) is the source of this 1566-nucleotide messenger RNA. Its product is annotated as ubiquitin carboxyl-terminal hydrolase 37-like. Gene Ontology annotation, molecular function: cysteine-type deubiquitinase activity. The transcript has 21 exons. Gene Ontology annotation, biological process: protein K63-linked deubiquitination; Ras protein signal transduction; endosome organization. Lineage: Eukaryota; Metazoa; Chordata; Actinopteri; Acipenseriformes; Polyodontidae. The record is from RefSeq and is a predicted model, not a curated record. Gene Ontology annotation, cellular component: extrinsic component of endosome membrane; cytosol; midbody. Bases 27 to 1214 code for a protein of 395 amino acids.
CCAAAGGGGAUCAGUGCACCACUGCGAUGGACUUCUCCAGCACCAGCAGCAAAAAGGCAAGGGCCCACUCAGGUGUGAUUCCACUGUCACGUGUGGAGGGUUCCUCUUUCUUCGACAGGAAUGAGGUGAAGAUCUCCCAUAGUGACACCAAAGGGGAUCAGUGCACCACUGCGAUGGACUUCUCCAGCACCAGCAGCAAAAAGGCAAGGGCCCACUCAGGUGUGAUUCCACUGUCACGUGUGGAGGGUUCCUCUUUCUUCGACAGGAAUGAGGUGAAGAUCUCCCAUAGUGACACCAAAGGGGAUCAGUGCACCACUGCGAUGGACUUCUCCAGCACCAGCAGCAAAAAGGCAAGGGCCCACUCAGAGGUGAUUCCACUGUCGCGUGUGGAGGGGUCCUCUUUCUUCGACAGGAAUGAGGUGAAGAUCUCCCAUAGUGACACCAAAGGGGAUCAGUGCACCACUGCGAUGGACUUCUCCAGCACCAGCAGCAAAAAGGCAAGGGCCCACUCAGGUGUGAUUCCACUGUCACGUGUGGAGGGUUCCUUUUUCUUCGACAGGUUGCUCCAUACCAAGAGCACGGCCUAUGACAACAGUGCGAUCAUAUUCUGCAAUCUGACGGAGGUGCCCCCACUGGAAUUACGUGGGCUGUACAACCUGGGUUUCACAUGCUACAUGAAUGCCACUCUGCAAUGCCUGUUCUCUGUGCAGACUUUCUACACAGACCUCCUGAGGCAAAACAGCCUCUUAAGGAGGAUGCCACAGAGUGGGCUACUCAGGUGCUUUACUGCCCUGAUGUCAUCAAAGAACCAGUGUCGGGGUGAAGCAAAAAAACUGCUUCAGCAGAAAGUGAAAGACGCCCUGUCUGCCAGUGCAGUAAUGUUCUCUGGGAACUCGGAGCAAGAUGCCCAUGAGUUCCUCAACCAUUGCCUUGACCAGCUGAAAGAGGAUGGGGAGAAGCUGGUCUUUGCAGGAGAGGUACUCCAGGCCACAAGCCCAGGUAUCUCCCUUUCCAAGUACUCCUGUCCUGUGGUUACCAACAUGGACUUCCAGCUGCAGUACAAGAUGACCUGCACAGGGUGUGGAGACUUCAGUGUAAGGCGAGAGCUCUUUACAAUGUUGUCCAUCAGUGUGCUCCCAGGAUGCUCAAUACAGGACUGCCUGGAUCACUUCUUCAAGGGUUCUUAUCCUCCACCUCAAGAGGUUCAGCUUUGACCCCCUACAGAGAGUCAACAGGAAGCUGGAGGGGCAGGUGUGCAUCCCAUCAUGCCUCAGUCUGCUCCCACACUGCGGUCGUUACACACAGCCUCCUUGCAGACUGGACUACAGUGCAGAAACAGCUUUGAACCCUGGCAACAUGCAGAGCUGCCAGCUUUCUGAACCACUGGAAGAGAAAAGACCUGAGAAGGGAGCUGAAGAACAGGAGCUGGAAGAAAAAGAGAAGGAGUUCCUCAGAAUAGCAAUUGCUCUGAGUCUCCAAGAUUUAAACCACACCAAAACUGAGCCCCACGUAGACAAGGACUCCACAAAUACCAGCACGGUGGAGUCCGAGGAGAGUGGUGCAGAG